Hermetia illucens (black soldier fly) is the source of this 859-nucleotide messenger RNA. RefSeq names its product ribulose-phosphate 3-epimerase (gene Rpe). Gene Ontology annotation, biological process: carbohydrate metabolic process; pentose-phosphate shunt; pentose-phosphate shunt, non-oxidative branch. Gene Ontology annotation, cellular component: cytosol. The record is from RefSeq and is a predicted model, not a curated record. The coding region runs from base 154 to 828 and encodes 224 amino acids. Gene Ontology annotation, molecular function: D-ribulose-phosphate 3-epimerase activity; metal ion binding. NCBI's taxonomy places the organism in Eukaryota, Metazoa, Arthropoda, Insecta, Diptera, Stratiomyidae. The transcript is spliced from 4 exons.
AGCUUUUGAUUCCCGUCAUGUAAUUUUGACAUUUGUACAGAUUCUAGCACGUGAGAGCAACCUGCUUCUGUUAAGCGACUGUUAGUAGCGUGAGGCAGUUCGUACGGUUGGAGUGUAGUUUGUUGUGCCCUUGGAUAGAAGGUAUUGAUAAGAAUGUCACUGAAAGCGAAAAUCGGACCGUCAAUCCUGAAUGCUGACCUGUGUGCCCUUUAUGAGGAAUCGCAAAAGUUGCUGGACAAUGGAGCCGACUACUUACAUUUGGACGUUAUGGAUGGCCACUUUGUCCCCAAUUUAACCUUUGGGCAUCCUGUCGUUAAGUGCUUACGGAACAAAAUUAAGAAUGCAUUUUUCGAAACACAUAUGAUGGUAUCGAAGCCUGAACAGUGGAUUGAAAACAUGGCAGACGCUGGCGUUGAUCAGUAUACAUUCCACAUAGAACCAGUAGUGAAUAGUGUUCCAGAUAUAUGUCGAAAAGUGAGAGAGGCUGGAAUGAAAGUCGGUUUGGCGCUUAAACCGGGCACUGAGGUAGACGUCGUAAAAGAUUAUAUUUCAAUGGCUGACAUGAUAUUAAUCAUGACCGUUGAACCAGGGUUUGGAGGUCAGAAGUUUAUGUCUGAUAUGAUGCCUAAAGUCAAAUGGUUGCGUGAGAACUAUCCUAAUUUGGAUAUUGAAGUUGAUGGCGGCGUAGGUUUGAAUACGAUUGAUGAAUGUGCUAAGGCUGGAGCCAACAUGAUCGUCUCAGGAACCGCAGUAAUUCAAUCUCCUGAUCAAAAAGAAGUUAUAGGCAAACUGAAAAAGUCGGUUGAAUGUGCACUGCAUAAGCACUAAGCAUUUUUUUUUAUUAUUUGGAGUAUGAGAU